GGGAGGGAUAAGAGCGCUGCUGGGGUGAGGUAACCUGGGCCAGUUAGGAAAGUCGACUCAUUGGCCGACCAUCCAAGCCACAGCAGGCAGCUCCUCAACACUCCCUGCCUCUCUCACUAUUCUCACUCGCUUCUCUCACUCACGCCUCAAGAUGCGGUGGUUGGGCGUGGUGGUGUGGGCGGCAGCGGCGGCGUGGGCGGUGCCUGUACCUGGCAGUUACUUCACUGACGAGGCUGCAGGAAGACUUCUACACUACGACGUUCACUCCGGAGACUGUGUCCUCUUCGGUGACAGACGUAUCGUGGACGAGAUAAUGAGGGAGCUGGCAGCGAGUGAGAGUCCCGUAGCGGUGGUGGAGGCUGCGGAACUCACGGCUCUCAUCUCCGCUUGCUACGGUCGAGCAUCACACGACAAGCGUCACCAGCCACCACCCGCUGACAACUUCCCACAUAUUAUAUAUCCCGGAACCAAGUGGUGUGGGACUGGCAACGUGGCAGAGGGUCUAGACGAUCUGGGGCCGCUACGGGAGGUGGACGCCUGCUGCCGUGACCACGAUCUCUGUCCUGACGACCUUGAACCCGGUCAAACCCGUCACAACAUCUCUAACGACUCCCCGUUUACCAUGACGCACUGCGACUGUAACGAGAGCUUCAGAAAGUGUCUGACUGGCGUGGGCAGUGGCGAGGCCAAGGAAGUUGGAUCAGCCUACUUCUCGACAGGUCUUUUUCAGUGUUACCGGCUAGCUAGGCCGGUGAAGGGCUGCAAGCAGUGGGCCGGGCUUCUGACACAGGCUUGCCAGGAGUACGACUACGACACGGAGGGAGAGCCUCGCUGGCAAGUAUUUGACUUGAAGUCCUUCGAGUAGAAGACCUUUUCCCGAGUUCCAGCUCCUGACCUACCAGUGGAACGACUACCACUGCAUCCUGGGAGAAUAGAUCUUACGAAUGAAUUGUGAAAAACAUAAGAAUCGUGAAGGAAUUUGAAAAAUGACGAUGGUCUGAAGGGAAAAUGACCAAGAACUGACGGAAGAAUGACGAGGAAUUGAACGAAGAACGAGUAUCUGCGGAAAAAAAUAAUGGACAUCUAGGCGAAAAAAGUAGCGAAAUUUAAAUGAGAAUGACAGAUAGAGAAAAGUUAAGAGUGCCAAGAAUAUGCACAAAAUUUGAUUAACGAAAUAAAAUAAUAAUAAUAAUAAUAAUAAUAAUAAUAAUAAUAAUAAUAAUAAUAAUAAUAAUAAUAAUAAUAAUAAUAAUAAAAGAAUAAUAAACAGUAAAUGAAAAGAAUGGGGGAGAAAUCAAAAGAAAAUAAUAAAUAAACGAUUGAGAUGCAAAGUGAGAUCGAUAAUACAGAAGGAAAAUAUUUCAGAGAUUAUUCAUUUUGUGUGGGAUGUAAACAAAAAGGUUUGUACCAAUAAAAAAACCCAGUUGAUUUGUUAAUUUAACUUUGCUAGUCAUCUUGGAGGGUCGCGUUCAUGACAGCUUGUGUAGCACACACACACACAUACACACACACACACAUACACACACACACACACACACACACA
This is a messenger RNA of Cherax quadricarinatus, 1543 nucleotides long. Its product is annotated as phospholipase A2. The record is from RefSeq and is a predicted model, not a curated record. Lineage: Eukaryota; Metazoa; Arthropoda; Malacostraca; Decapoda; Parastacidae. Gene Ontology annotation, biological process: arachidonate secretion; phospholipid metabolic process.